AUGGAAAAUCUUUCUCAGAUAGUACAGGGUGAUGCUAAUAAUUUUUUAAUAGAAUCUACAGAUAAAAAUAGUGAUGCAAUGAAUAAGUCUAGACCAUUUAUAUGCCAUGUUUGUACAAGGGCCUUUAUUCGCCAAGAACAUUUAAAGAGACAUAUGAGGUCUCAUACCAAUGAAAAACCGUUUCUUUGUAUCUUUUGUGGUAGAUGUUUUGCAAGAAGAGACCUUGUCCUUAGACACCAACAGAAAUUACACGCCACUCUAAUAGGAACUUCUGAACAUCAUUAUUUAUUAAGCAAAUACCAUAAUGAUGAAAAUAUUAUGGAUAAAAUCGAACCGACAAGACAUGUCAUUAAGAUUGAAGGUAAUAAACAACCAAUUUUACCUACGCCUGCAAAUCCUAUGGCUAAGUCACAAUCACAAUUAAGAAAAGCAGCUAAAUUAGCAGAGAAGGAAGCAAAAAAAAUGGAUAAACUACAGAAGAAACAAGCUAAAUUAAACAGUAAAAGGGGCAGAAAAAGAAAUUUAUCACAUAAAGUUUUUGAAUCAACUUCCAACUCAAAUCUACAUUUGGAUGUUCCAAAUAACCAAUAUACAGAUCAGUCACCAAAUAGUGACAUAUCACCCAGCAGUGAGAAUCUUGACAAUGACUUUACUGUUUCGAUGCCAAAUAACAAUUACAAAAAAUCACAAUCACAAGUGAGACAAAGACAUGCAUCGUUUUCUGCAACUAGUGCAUUUUGCUACAAGGCACAAAAUGAACUUCCUACGGGGAAACAAUUGCAAGAUGACCUUGCACUUAUGAGUGGAAUACCUCAUCAAGUUGGAUUCUCAACCCCACAAAUGACUGCCAGUGAUUUGGUUGAUAAAGCUCAUGAAAAUGGUAUCGAGAACAUUCCAUUUUUUACACUGAACAAUGACGAUAAUAAAAAUACAGUAAAUUUUAAAGAUAUAUUUUUUCAAAAUAGUAUCUCGAACAAACAGUCUAGUGAAAUUGGAACAUACGACGAUACAACAAAAAACUCAUACUCCAAAAAUCAAAUAAAACAUUCUCGUGAUGAAAAUUUAGCAGCAUUUGAUAAUGUACCAUUUUUAGCUGAUUUCCUAACUAUAUCUUCUUCUGCUGGUGGUGUUGGUGGGUUUUUAAAUAAUCAAAUCAAAAGAAACAAUAAUGUUACUAACCUUAACAACAAUAUGGACCAAAAUAACAAGAAUAAUUUAUCAAUCAAUCUGGAUAACCAAUUUAAUAGUUUAAAUUUUGAAACAAAUACAGUCAAUAAUUUAGAGUACUUCCAAUACGAUGAUAAGCAUUUAAGUUAUUAUACCACUGACACAGAAACAUCGUCUACAAGCAAUACUUCGUCAAGAGAUGAAUCACAAAUUUCUAUAGACAGUCAGAUUAUAUCAAAUUCUACCACACCAUCUAUUCAUCAAAACAAUAAGACUAGUAAUAAUAAAGAUAAUUUUGACUUAUGCCAAUGUAAUCAAACUACACAAGCUCCUAAUUUAAUUAAUGAAUACCAAUACCCAAACAAUAGAAACAAUACGCAAGACUUGAGUACACUAUCGACUACAGCAGAGAAAGUUUUGUCUAAAUUUAUAACACAUGUACCAGUUGAAUCCGACUUUUUAGAUCAUAUAGAUUCUCAACAUUUUAACGAUAUUGGAUUCGCUAAUAUACAUGAUCAUGUGUAUCCAAUGAAAAUCCGUGAAGAUAUUGAACAUAUGCCAAAAGACAUUUCAAACGUCCCCACAUCAUUAUCUACAGAAUCGCUGUUCCAUUUCAAUAAUAAUAGUAAUACAAAGAGUAACACACCUUCUGGAUAUAAAGCUUCACCAGAUUUGAGUAAUUCACUUUUUUCUAGAUUACCUUCAGAACAAUAUGAUAACACUAACAUACCCAAUUUUAUAGAGAAUAGUACAUCAAUAAACCAAGCAUUUGAUAAAGGGUUAUCAGUACCUCAUGAUCAAGCGGUAACAUCUCUUGAUUCAAUGAAUGAAAGAAAUAACAACAACAUACUCAAACCAAUAGUAAAAGAUAAUUUUAAGCAAGAUCCAAUUAUUCAACAACCAGUUUCUUAUUUAGAUUCUAAACAAAAUAUCACUAACCAAUCUAACAACUAUACUAAUAAAUCUAAUCCAAAUUCUAUUGUAAGCGAAUCUGAUGACAAUCGGCUUACAAUUGAUUUUUCACCAUCUUAUAUUCCAAAGCACUACCAAAAUUUUACACCUGUUCAAUCUAAUAGUCAAACGCCUCCUAAACCCAACUCUCAAUCUAUUUCUCAGAAUCAGUCCCCUGACUCAUCGUUACGAGUGUUUAAUACUCCUGCAAAUUCACAGUCUCAAUAUACAGAAACGAACUUAGAUCAUCAACUGGACUUUGUGAACUUAUUUCAAUCAAGACAAGUUGAUCUUUAUAAUAAUCAUCACAGUUUUUCCAAUUUUGCCAGCGUAUUUUCAUUAAAUAACUUGAAGGAUUCUUUUCCAAAUGAAACCAUUAAUUAUGAAAAAUUUAUCAAUAAUACUAAUUUUGAUGACAAAACAUACCGUGUAGUUCUAUUUUCAGACAAAUAUCGUGACGAGAUUAUACGUUUGAAUAAUUUAAAGCCAAAUCAAUUUCCAACAACAGAAGAAUUGAAUUCAUAUGUUAAUUUAUAUCAAGAUGAAUUUCAUAAAUUUUCUCCUUUCAUUCAUCUACACAGUAUUAUUCCAACCAAAGAAAACUAUCCACUACUAUUAUGUAUUGCAAUGAUAGGCGCCUUGUAUUCAUUUCAUUCUAUUCAUUCAGUUUUAUUAUCAAAUCUUGCAUGGUUUCAAAUUAGAAAUUUAUUAGAAAAACAACAACACAAUUAUGCAGCAACUCCAUUAUGGAGCAUUCAAGCAAUUAUUUUAUUAACCUUCGUUGGCAUUUUUAGUAAUGAUAUUAAUGUGACUAGAAGUAUGAAAAUUCAGUUAGCUACUAUAGCGGAGCUGAUUAAAGCAACAAGGUUGAACAAACCAUUAGAAUAUUUGGUAAAACCUCCAAUUGACAGCGACCGCUCCUUACCAUGCUUAGGUAAUCCAAAAGCACUACAAGAAUUAAGGGAUCACUAUCAUUCAAAAGAUCAGCUGGAAAAAUCAUUUCAAUAUUUUAUCGAAGCCCAAACAAGAAUUAGAACAUGCCAUGUUGCUCUAAUCCUUUCAAACUUUUUUACUUCAUUGACAGGAUUGGAAGGAAUUUUUCAUUCUAUUGAUCUGAAGUGUGGGUUACCGUGCUAUAAAGAAAUAUUAUUUCAUUCUCCAAAUUAUCGAGUCUGGACACAAAAUUUGGAUAAAUUUCAUAUUGAAUUAGAUUCUAAAUUUUCAUUAAUUGAGUUAUCUAAUGGUAAUGGGACUUAUGAGAGCUGUCUAAUGUAUCUGUGUAGUGGAGCUGAAUUUUAUUCGAUGAAUUCCAAGAUAUCUUUCAAAACGCUACUUUCAUUACUUAUUUCUAUUCAUGAAAAGAUAUCUAUUGAGAGAACUGUUUAUCGAGAAAUUAUCAAAGGUAAUCAACAUUCAACUGAACAUGAUUCACUAUUCAGGUGGAAAAAUAAUUCUAAUCCAAUCAUUUCAUCCAUGCUAGCUCGUUGGGAAAAUUUAUACAUGAAAGCUGGUGGUAUAUUCAAGCCUAGUCGUGAUAAUAUUGAAACAAUCAAUGCAUUUCCUUCAUUAAGAUUAAUUGUUCCACUCUAUCAUUUCGCAAAAAUGCGCCAAAAUAUUUAUAUUGGACCAAUAAUGAAGCAAAUAUGGAGACAGGAUUGGGAUGGUAUGAAUGCACGAAUGUCUGAGUUAUGUUUAGAAUGGGGCAUGUUGCGUGAUGCUUGUGAGCAUGCAUUUUACAUUAUAGAAUUCUGGAUAGAUAUAGUUUCCAUUUUGGAAUUUGACCCAAAACAAGUUACUAUCUCUACUCCAGUGUUUUCUAUCAGUUGCAUGGUGUCCUCUGUAUUAAUUUUAUCAGAAUAUUUAUGGGUGAUGGAAUCAAAAUCUCAAGUUAAUAAAGAUGGUAUUAUAUCUGGUACCUUAGAUGUUACAGAUAAACUUUUAUGGAUCAAAUUAUAUCAUUUAAUGGAACGUAUUGAUGAUCAUUUAAAACAUAAAGGUGUUCAGCUAUUUAGUCACUUGAAUUUAAGAAAUGUGGAUAUUGAAAAUGUUCCAAUGGCAGAAAUAAGAAAAAUGAUAGGUACUGCAAGUCUAUCACAGACUAUAUUACAGAUUGGUAUUGAUAUGUUGGGCACUUGUCCGGUAUGGUCUGUAGGUGUUUUAUUUGCGCAAGCAUUACAAAUUCGUUCCUUCCUUUUAAAAAAAAGAAUAUCUUGA
Arxiozyma heterogenica is the source of this 4332-nucleotide messenger RNA. It is a transcript of the gene TDA9, whose product is annotated as Tda9p. The record is from RefSeq and is a predicted model, not a curated record. Gene Ontology annotation, cellular component: chromatin. Gene Ontology annotation, biological process: regulation of transcription by RNA polymerase II. The transcript has a single exon. NCBI's taxonomy places the organism in Eukaryota, Fungi, Ascomycota, Saccharomycetes, Saccharomycetales, Saccharomycetaceae. The coding region runs from base 1 to 4332 and encodes 1443 amino acids. Gene Ontology annotation, molecular function: DNA-binding transcription factor activity, RNA polymerase II-specific; RNA polymerase II cis-regulatory region sequence-specific DNA binding.